Molecule: messenger RNA, 2182 nt
Organism: Archocentrus centrarchus (flier cichlid)
Lineage: Eukaryota; Metazoa; Chordata; Actinopteri; Cichliformes; Cichlidae
Gene: atf7ip2
Product: activating transcription factor 7 interacting protein 2
Exons: 16
Coding region: 247-1752 (501 amino acids)
Biological process (GO): regulation of DNA-templated transcription
Cellular component (GO): nucleus; transcription regulator complex
Molecular function (GO): protein binding; transcription coregulator activity
Source: RefSeq, a predicted model, not a curated record
CAGUAUGGGAUAUUAGGAGAACGCGAAAAUCGUGUAAUUAAAGACUGCUUAAGAAAUCUGCACAGAAUCUCCGAUUUUAUGGCAGGCCGUUUUAACAGACUGCCUAAUAAACUUUUUGCCUUGACAUGUUACUACUCUCCAAUCCUGUCGGUGCGCUAAGCAGCUCUCUCAAAUGCCAAAAAGAAGAACACGAAGAGGAGAAGUGCGCCAAGAAGAAGCCAAGCUAAACAGAAGGUUUAGUAAAGCAUGUCAUCACCACAAGAUCAAACUCAAGGUGGCACUAGCUUUGAAAGACGGGCUUCCAGCAAACCCAAGAAUCGCAAUCGUUUGUUUCACAAGCCGACAGCCAUACCAAGGGACAGAGUUCGAAAGGACAGAUUUCGAGUGGACAUUGGAUUGGCAUUUGAAAGGUGGCGUGCGGUGAAAACCACACAUGGAAUGAAAUCUGAUGCAGAGGUGGCCCUCAGGCUUCUUGAUGUAAUGAAGAAGCGGCCCCUGACACCGACUUCUGCUGGAGCCGGUAAUCUGAAGAUAAAAUUCUCCCAGUCAGAAGUGCAAAGGCUGAUCGAGCAGGAGGUUCACAGUGCAGUGAAUGAAACCAAACUGCAGACUUUAAUAGAAAGCAUUCAACAGCUGGAAAAUGGUGUCGACUUUGAAAGGUCCAUUGAAAACCUUCAGGUUCAAAUUAAUACAUUGUCCGAGAAAGCACAAGUAGCUCUUGCCUACGUGGCAAAGAUGCAGAAACAGAAUGCGGUGCCCUCUCCCGUCGGAGUGAAUCAGGAAGAAGGAAACACGGAAACUGUUUCACAGAAUUCAGCCAAGAGCGGAGAGCUCUUUCAGAUAAUGGAAACAACAAGAAAGGCACUGAAGAAGAUGCGUGCUGAUAGUCAAGCUUUGACGGCUGCCAUGGCAGAUUUAAAUGAGGAGCUUUAUCCAACUUCUGACAGCCCUUUUGAGUAUGAGGGACUCGUCAGUUUCAUAAAGACUGGAGAUGAGCAGAAAAAUGAAAACACUGUUGAGUUCAAGCAGUUUGAGAAGUCAAAGGGUCAGAGGCUGAAAAUAGGAUGCGUCUCUCAUGACAGGCCCAGAGACACAGAGCAGGAAAGAAGAGGAGUAAAGAGGACACACGAAGUUAUGACAGCUGCCAGGACUGAUUUAAAUGAGGAGCGGCCGCCUCCAGUUCUGACUCCUCAUUGGUGUCAUCAGCUUAAGCAAGAGCCCAGAGAUGAACAGAAGAAAGAAAACGGUAAUGAGGAGUUAAUGCAGUCUGAAGAGCCGAAGGGUCAAAAGGUGAAAGCAGAAUGCGCGUCUUCUGUUGAUAUCAACAGUCUCAGAUACACAGACACACAGCAGAAUGGGCUCGCGUUACCACCUCUUCCUCCUACACCCUUCCCCUCCGUCCUUAACAUGGAAGCCGCCUCAUACAGCAUCCCUCAGAGCCUUGAAGUAAAUCUGGCCCUCAUCAGAAAACCCACCAGUCUGUCUGUCCUCUGGAAAGUGGCGGAGGAGGACCCUUCUGCACCACCCAUGGACAGCUACACCAUCUUCCUCACUAUGGAAAAGGUUAAGGGUAGUGGUGUCUUCCCAGACUGGAAUAUCCUCGGUGAGGUGAAGGCCUUGAAUUUGCCCAUGUGCGUGCUGGUCAGGAAGUACAAGCCCGGGCACAAAGUAUGUGCGGCUGUGGUGGGCAAAGACGUAUUUGGUCGGUAUGGACCUUACAGUAAAGUCGCUACCGCAGUCAUACCCGAGUAGUCGGGAAGAAGAUGUGGAUCCACCUACUUGAAUUUCCAGUUACUUGCUCUCAAGGUUGUGCUUACACAGCAGCAUUUUUUAAGUACAUGGACAGUGUUGCUCCUGUUGAUACUGUUUUUGGGGGACAGUGUUUUGUGUACAUAGUUUUUAAUGUUUUAAGUAAAAGAAACGAUGAUAUUGCUCACACAUGAAUAAAGGACCUGCACUUUGUUAGUUGUGCUUUUGAGAAUUUCAGUUCAGAUGGAAUCAGUAUAAACAAUAAAGUUCAGGACUCUUCUUCCUCUGCUUGUUUGUAGAGGAUCACGGACCGGAUGUAAUAACAGUCUUAAGGUCAACAUUAUUGGUUAGUCCGUUACUUCAGUGUGUUACAGUUCUAACAGUAUACAACAGAAUGCUGCACUAUUCAGUUUAAUAAAACUUACAUUUUAAA